Stereum hirsutum FP-91666 SS1 is the source of this 399-nucleotide messenger RNA. RefSeq lists its product as uncharacterized. NCBI's taxonomy places the organism in Eukaryota, Fungi, Basidiomycota, Agaricomycetes, Russulales, Stereaceae. The transcript has a single exon. Bases 1 to 399 code for a protein of 132 amino acids. The record is from RefSeq and is a predicted model, not a curated record.
AUGUCGAAUGCUCCUCUGAAUGGCUCGAAUGAUGUUCCUGCUCCAGCUUCGGAUCCCUCCACCUCAACUUUUGUUUCCACCUCCAAUAUUAACCUGAAAGCACAACCGACGCACAGGUCGAACUCUGACAGAAGAAGGAAAGCCUAUUCCGCACCAAGGCCUGGAUAUCCUGUUGCUCCUGCAGAUCUGGCAGCUCUAGAAAAGAAGAAAGAGAGGAACCAAGCGAAGAAGGCUAAGAGGGAGGAGAAUAGGAAACGGAAGAAAGCAGCGAGGAAGGCCGCCAAGGUGGCGGCUAAGACGACUAAAUCGUCAGCUAUUAAGGAUGGGAUCGCUGCCGAGAAAGAGGGAGAAAUGAUGGUGGAGGAGUUGGGAGGAGAGAUGAAGAGAAUGGGCAUUUAG